AGACUCAAGCUUCUUGAUACAACGCGACGUUUUCAAUAUAUUCUAAUACUCGAAAUCCUAACGUACUACGGUUCAUACGUUAUAGCGUUUUAGCUCUUUCCAUUUUAUCCAGAUAAACUGUAAUUGAAACUAAUCCUUCUAACAAGUGCACGAAGGAUGAGCCGCUUUGUGGUUUCUUUGAAUAAUUAAAAAAAAAAACGUAGGGCAAAGCGGCAUCCGAAAGGGAGGGUGACCAAUGAGCCAGUAAUGGGGUGAAUUUUGGCGCAAGUAGCUUCAGUGCUUCUGCGGGGUUCUAUCUGGGAAGAAUGUGCGUCCGCCUAUUUGCAACAAUUCUUGAGUAAAUCAUCGAUUUUUCGCGAAGCUCGUUACUCGCAGACGUAAAUAGAGUUGAAAAAACUCUGGAAAACAGUAAAUAAUCAGUUGCGAUCGAUCCAUCGUGCAAUUCGCAACGGAUCAGCAGUGGUUCGGAGCAAUUCACCCUCCCUGUUUGAAGGAAUAAGUGCUCCUUAAGCUCUCCCGGGUGAUAAUGUCUCCUUUCUACGUUGGAAGUUACGGGGAUGACGAAGCGGCUCGCCCCGAGCACCAUCCCUAUACGUCAAGGCGAUUUAAACGAAACUUGCACGAGGAGCGCGACAGGAAAUGUCGUACAGUGAUGGCGGGCGCUCGGUACGAAAGUCCAGUACGAAGUCGCCGAAAAAGUUACGCGUGACGAAGGCCGAAAACAGUGAUAAGACUACUACGACGAUAAGCUACAAUCAUCACAAUCAUCACGGGCAUCGGUUCACCGACAAUCCUCAGCCUUCCGUGCACAAGCGCAACCUAUACAUUGUUUCUUUUCCGCUUAUUCUUCUGUUUAAUGUCCUACGAACUCUUCUCUAUCAGCUGUUCGUUAUCUUCAAAUACCUCUAUGCCUCAACUUCCCAUCUACUUCAACGACGACAGGUUGUGAGAAACACCUGUCAGUUGGAGAUUGUUGUUGGACAAGAAUCAUCAGAGGGUCUUCUUAGUGUUUCUACUGGACUCCGAUCCACUGAGGAGAUGUCACAAACUUCUCGAAGACCUGCUGGACCAGGACCAGGGGAUCCAUUGCUUGCAAAGCAGAAGCAUCAUCAUCGAAGGGCUUUUGAGUUUAUUAGCAAGGCUCUGAAGAUUGAUGAGGAGAAUGAAGGGCAAAAAGAAAUGGCGAUCGAGCUCUACAAGAAAGGAAUUGGAGAAUUGGAGAAAGGAAUAGCUGUGGAGUGCAAAGGCGGUCGUGGUGAGGUUUGGGAACGUGCACAGAGGCUACAGGAAAAGAUGCGUACAAAUUUAUCCAUGGCAAAAGACCGUCUCGACUUUCUUGCAAGUGUUUGCGAGCUGAAAAAACUGGAAAUCUGCGAAGAGGCACAAGAAGAUGGACAGCAUAAAGAAGAAGAACAUCAAAGAAAAUAUCUAAGAGCAAGGCGUAUCUCUCAGAAUACACAAACUCAUAACACCCUGACACAGACAAAUAAUAAGACCACAGCCAACGUACAACAGACACUGGACUCGACCCAGAAUACAUUUCCACAAAUACCCCCAAAAACUAGCCAAAGGCCACGCUCUCCAAAAAAUCAUUACGCUCGUGCCGCAGAAGCAUCAGGACGAAAAUUGGCUGUGCCUGGAAAACGAAUAGCUGGUUCGGUAAUGAGUAAGAGUCAAACGUUGCCUCGAAGUAUGGGUCGUUCGACUCCUACAUUGCCUUGCCAUAGAACAACACCGAUAAAGCCAUCCUCGACGCCACCAUCGGUGAAGAGACAACUAUCUGUACCUGGAAACGGUUCGCCAGUAAGAAGACCCGGCACGCCAAGUGGUACGAGUAGCAACAAGGGGACUCCCACAAGAAAAGCACCGACUUUGAAAGGUGUAGAUCCAAAAUUGGCCCAGGUAAUCCUGGACGAAAUUUUGGAAGGUGGAACGGCUGUGCACUGGGAAGAUAUUGCAGGGCAAGAGACUGCCAAACAAGCCCUUCAGGAGAUGGUGAUUUUACCAUCCCUGCGUCCAGAGCUUUUUACAGGAUUGCGAACACCUUCCAGGGGACUUUUGCUUUUUGGACCUCCUGGUAACGGCAAGACUCUCUUGGCACGUGCAGUGGCUACGCAAUGCAAUGCAACUUUCUUCUCGAUAUCUGCGGCUAGUCUGACUUCCAAGUAUGUCGGAGAGGGCGAGAAAUUGGUCAGGGCGUUGUUCGCCAUUGCCAGACAACUACAACCGUCCGUAAUAUUCAUUGACGAGGUGGAUUCACUUCUGAGCGAACGAAAGGAUAAUGAGCACGAGGCAUCAAGGAGAUUGAAAACCGAAUUCCUGGUCGAAUUCGACGGACUACCGUGUAGUCCAGAGGAGCGAAUACUCGUGAUGGCAGCCACGAAUAGGCCUCAAGAAUUAGACGAGGCUGCGCUUAGAAGAUUCUCCAAGAGGGUGUACGUGACUCUACCGAAUCUACAGACCAGAAUACUUUUACUGAGAAGACUUUUGAGUAAGCACAAUUAUAACCUGACGCAUGAAGAGCUCAACCAAAUGGCAGUCUUGACCGAAGGCUAUUCCGGAAGUGACUUGACUGGUCUGGCCAAGGAUGCUGCCCUUGGACCCAUCAGAGAACUCAAUCCCGAGCAAGUGAAGGAGAUGGACGCGAAUUUAGUACGUAGUAUAACGAUGCAAGAUUUUCUUGAUUCUCUCAAGAGAAUUCGCAGAUCCGUGUCGCCCGCGAGUCUCGCUGCUUAUGAAAAAUGGAGUCUGGAGUACGGCGACGUGAGUCUUUGAUUAUCGAAAGUGCCUCGUAAGGGACUGCGUGACUAGUUGCAUUCUGGCGUUUCUAUGCUCCGGUUACGCAGAGUCUGUAAGUAGUUAAAACAAGAGCAAAAAAGCGAUGCGAGCAAAAAGAAGCACGAGAGCACUACUACAUAGUUGUUAUGACAUUUUAAAAGCACACGAUGUAUUUAAAGUACACGUAGGCUUUCGAAUCUCUUAAGCAAAUUCCAAAUUAGGCAUAGCGUAAUAGAAUUUAGUGGCCAUAGACAAACGUCCAAUUAUCAGUCAUCUGAAGAUGUAGAUUUCGAGGUACACCACUUCCUCUAGGGUAUUAUAGCCUUACUACGUACAAUACUUAGAUAAGAAUUGAGCAUUAUCGUAGUAAUCCAUGAAAGUUAUAUAUCUUCUUUUUUACAUUAGAUUUAUCUACUUCUUAAGAUGAAAUCUUUCAUACCGAACUCUAUAGAAAAUUUUGGCAAUUUUUUCCUUUGUUAACAAAGUCAAUUAUGUAUUUUAUUCUCCAGGUCUUCUUCAAACUGUUGCCUUCGUAAGACAGUAUUACCAUACGUACAAAUUAUUGCUUAUUCGAUUAAUGAAACUAUGAGCAACCUAUUAUUAUUCGAUGGCUCCCAAUAUUUUUUGUUAUCCUAAGAUCGGUGUAAGACUAAAACAUCCUGGGGAUACGAAAGUAUAUACGAACAUUUGCUUUUAUGAAAAGAGAGAAAGAGAAAUUGAUAAGAAUUGAAAAAUAUCGAAAAAAUAGAAAUGAUAAAACACAUCCAUAAUCGCAACAGUGCACGUCCAAUGAGAUAAUAACGAGAAUAAAAGAAAAAAGGGUGAUUAGAAUGUAGGAAACUGUUUUAUCGUAGCGUCGCACAAUCUCUUUAAAAGAGCGACAAUUCAUAUUCAAAUUGUCAAUACAAAAUCGAAGUAUGCGAUCACUAUGAAUUAAACUCUUCUUAGAUUCUUCACUCAUAAUAACUUUCGUUAAACCAUUCAUAAUAAAGUUACCACUGUUUUGUGCUUCUCCAGAGAAACUCUUAAAAUCCUCCAAUUAAAUACUGUUGUAAAUGACACUAUUACGUAUAAAUGAUAAUAAUAUUUGUAACCAUGUACAUACCAUGCAAUACGUAUAUUUCAUAUCGAAAUUGUGUAAAGGGUCACUAUAACUUUUUAUCAGGAGUCGAGAAUUCAUCUAUAUACUUAUUCGCAAAAUUCUAAACAAUAUUGUACAGAGCAAAGAGCAAAGAUUAUAAUUGGAUCGCAAGUAAAACUUGAUACUUUGGGUAUGCGUGUGAAUAUAGGAGUGUAUUCUGAUUCCCACGUUGAAUUAUUGAUUUAAAUGCAAAAUUUAUUGCCUGAAACAACGAAGCAAGAAUAAGAAGCGUACCCCAUCGAGAAUAUUAACUUAAUGUUAUUGAAGAAAGAAAAAAGAAACAUGAUUAGUCACAAUUUACUAUUAAUAUUUUAUCUUUUUGAUAAGAACGUAGAGGCAGAUUUUCAGAUAAGUUUGCCAUGCGUUCAAUCGAUUCUUCAAAUAUUUCAACGACGAAUUAGUAAAAACGUAAAAAGUUAUUGUAAAAAUAGUUAUAGGUUUUUGUUAUUCUUGUUUUUUUAUCUUAUAGCGUAACAAGUAGUCGCAACCUAAUGGUUUGCUCAAUGAUCAUCAGUACAUAAUAUAAUAAUAAAUACUUCUCUGAGUUGUUCUAGAAAAUAUUAAAACGUUACAAAGUUUUCACGCUUUCAUAUUUGUAAUCUGUUGUUUCGUUGCGUAUGUUAUUCUUCUUUUAAAUUAUCGUUACAUUAAAAUUAUACAAAUGUCCGUUCUGUGAAUGGUAAUUAGAGGUGUGAUACAUAGAGAUAGUUAAAAUAAAAAAUGAUAACGGAAACAAUGUUUCAGCAAAAAAAGAUGCGUUAACGGAGCUUCUUUGUUUCUCUUGUAAGCUUUUAAUUUGAUAAAAUCUUUCUGCUUCCUUCCUGACGUAAACCAUUGUAUUCGACAAUGCAGGUCAAAGUUUAAGUGUUUCUGAAGUCAGUAAUAUCUAAGAGCCUUGAAGCACUAUUAGCACGUGGGACAAAAUGAAAAGUCUCCUCCGAAUGCGACAAAACUUUCUUACCGUCGUUAUAAAAAUUUUUGUUUAAAUUCUAUUAAACGCCCCCUAUUGUUUUUCAAUGAAAAUCGCGUAUCGUAUCCAUGUACAGAACUAAAUCGAGCGUUAUGCGAAUUCAGGAAUAACAUUUAAAAAAAAAGAAGCAAGGAUACGAACGCGUCGAGCGAAAUUAAGUUAUAAACUGAUAAUUACUCAUGAAUAAUUUAUCUAAGAUUAAAUUGCCAAGUUAUAAAUAUUCCGUUAUACGAGUGUUAAGAUUUUCAAAUAUCUCUCGUAUAUUCCAAUACGAAUAAUUUUAUCUCUUUGCAGUCCUAAUACUUAUUGCCUUAAGAUCAAUUGUACAUAAGAAAUAAAAUAUAAUAACAACCUUUGUUCACGGUAAUUUUGUUACUUUUACUUUGUAUUUUCCGAAUUGCUGUUGUUAUUAUAUACAGGGUAUACAAGAAAGCGAAUGAAAGCACGUAUACAAAAAGCUCGAAUCUCUCUCUAAUAUCCGAUACGCAAUACAAACUGUCCCUCUACCAAUUUCUCGAAUUGUUCGUUACGCGCCAUAACAGACUGUACAACUGUACAAUUAUACAAGUAAUGAAAAGAUAACAGGGAUAACAACGCUUUACCUAUGAAUUGGGUAUCGCCCAAACUCUUCUUCCAACUCGCACGUUACAACAAGGAAACAGCUCAGCCCUUAACCGGUUAUUUUGCUACUUUUAUAAAUUCUAGCGAUAAUUAAAUUAAGAGUGCGACACUAAUUAAAGAAAUCGAUGCAUUGUAUUUCGUAAUUAAUGUUAUAAGUUAAGCCUAUUAAAACUGUAUUACUAUGGAGAAAGGAACGCGCUUCGUAUACAAUUAUUAUCGUAAUAAAUUUUCUAUAAAGAUUCUUCCUACAGGCGCGGCAACUCGUAUUUCACUUUAUUUAAUACUCAUACUCGUGUUAUAAUAAUUAUAUUUAUAAAUAAUGAAAAUAUUUAUAUUAAAUUGUGUGACGCGUGGCAACGACCGAUGUAUAUAUAUAUAUAUUGGAUUUGAUGAAAUAUAUUGUACGAAGCAUAUAAGAAUGUCGAUCACCUUAUAAAGAUAUUGGACGGGGGUGGAGGUUAUGUCUAAUUUUGAUUGAUACGUCAUUCGAUGAAGUACGAUUUGAAUGAAUUAUUCCAGUUAAUCAAAUUCAAUAUAACAUUAUACAGCUAGAUUGAAGUAUUUCCUAUGGAAGAUGUGGAUUUAAUAGCUCUUAGAGCUUAGCAAUGCCUUGUUCUGUUUACUUCAGUCCUUUGUAAUAUUUAUGUAUUAUUAAUUUUAUUAUGUGCAAUUGUUAUCUCACUGAUAAAUCAGUUUUCAUUCAAAGUCAUAUAUAUAUAUGUCUUAUAUUCUAUAGAUCUUUUUUUUCUUGUGCCUAUUUUGUAUAGGCGGAACAGGAAAUUCGCACUAUGUACGUAAAGAAGAUUGACUCGAACGUUUAUCGGACUUUGUUUUUGAUUUAUACUAUAUAUAUUUUUUUUACGUUUUAACAAUGUGGAAUUCUUUAUAAUUACGCGAAAAGUGGUAAUAACGUUUUAUCAUUUCUAUGCGCACCUGUGAGAUUUCUCUAGUCCCCCUUAUGUACAUAUUUCGAUGCGUCAUUAAAAUGAUAAUGAUACAUUAUAUUCUCGUAAGAAAAGCGUUCUUACGAGAAUAAUAAGAAUUACUGUCGAAUGUUAAUUAAUUAAUAAAAUGAUAUUACAAUACUGUA
Molecule: messenger RNA, 6600 nt
Organism: Cephus cinctus (wheat stem sawfly)
Lineage: Eukaryota; Metazoa; Arthropoda; Insecta; Hymenoptera; Cephidae
Gene: spas
Product: spastin
Exons: 8
Coding region: 640-2775 (711 amino acids)
Cellular component (GO): microtubule cytoskeleton
Molecular function (GO): microtubule severing ATPase activity; ATP hydrolysis activity; ATP binding
Source: RefSeq, a predicted model, not a curated record